Aspergillus fumigatus Af293 is the source of this 1986-nucleotide messenger RNA. NCBI's taxonomy places the organism in Eukaryota, Fungi, Ascomycota, Eurotiomycetes, Eurotiales, Aspergillaceae. The record is from RefSeq and is a predicted model, not a curated record.
AUGGCAUCUCCAGCUACUGGGUUUGAAGCACAAGCAAGUGCCCUCUUGGAGAAAACGGACAUCAUCGCCUCAACACCGCAUGCUCUAGUUGACUUGGUGAAUCCAUUUGCCUUAAAGGAUGGUGAACCAACUGCUGUGCAGAGCGUCAUCAGUUUGCUUCAGAACCAACUCCAAGCCGAGGCAAACCGUGGCUGGGAACUUGCUUGCCUUCCUCGGCCCUGGAAGAGGUCGGAAAGCGAAGAAGAUGGCCCCAUAGAAGCCGGACCUAAACAUGCUUUCCCUCAGAUCACCGUCCCGAAUCCUGUACGAAAAGGAGCCAGGGCAAUUUUCCCCGAGAUCUACCUCUCUGUAUACGCGAAUCAAGACUUGGAGACGGUCCCUCCGACGUCGGACAUUGCGUCGUCUCUGUUGAGAGAAGCACUCGUGGAUACAAUCAACAUCCUCGACUUCAACCGCAUCGCUACUGCCAAGUUUUUGAUAGAUGUGGAUUGUUAUUUCACACCAUACACUUUUGUGAAGCGUGCUACGCCAUUUGACAGGCUGCGCGAUCUCCCUGGGGAUCGCCCUACAUGGAAGCCUGAGGAUGUGGCUGUCGACGCCGUCUUCUCCCAGCUAUUCCAGCUUCCUUCCCCAGAACAUAAGCUUGUUUAUUAUCACUCAGUCCUCACAGAAUGUUGCAAGAUUGCGCCCGCUGCAAUUGCCCCCAGUUUAGGUAGGGCUAUUCGUUUCCUGUAUCGAAGCCUUGACACAAUUGAUUUGGAGCUCAUGCACCGAUUCUUGGAUUGGUUCGCUCAUCACCUGAGCAACUUUGGAUUCACGUGGAAAUGGAGCGAAUGGAUUGAGGACCUCGAGCUCCCGCUUGUCCACCCAAGAAUGGCGUUCAUUACGGGCGCCAUUGACAAAGAAAUUCGAUUGAGCUUUGCUCAACGCAUCAGAGGAACUCUGCCAGAUCCAUACCAGGAAUUGAUAACCGAAGGAAAGGAGAAGGAUACUCCUGAUUUCAAAUACUCCUCAGAUAGUGAGUCUUACCUCAUAUGUUGUCCUCGUUCUGCCUACUCGAAAGGGCUAACUAAAAUCCUUAUUCCUACAGCUACUCCUUACGCCAAAGAAGGCAGAGAAAUCAUGCAACUCAUUCGUAGAAAAGCGGGCGAUGAGGAGAUUCAGCCACUGAUCACCGCCAUCGAGGAGCAAGCGAAGGCCCUAGGAGUCGACGACCCUAUGCUGCCCUCUACCGAUGCCUUUGUCACGUCUAUCUGCUUCGUUGGCUCUAAGUCUCUUUCUCACGUCCUGUCAUGCAUUGAGCGGAACAAGGAAAGACUGUUGGCAAUUGGGCCCAAAUCAGCUCGUGCCCGUUGUCAGAUCAUCACCUCAGUGAUGGAGUACUGGGUGGAUCAACCAGGCGUCGCGAUCAAUAUCAUCGACAAGCUGUUGAACUACACGAUUCUGACACCCUUAUCUGUCAUCGAAUGGGCCCUGGUGGAGAGGUUGCAAGCAGGAACAAUUCUUAGCAGAACACAUAUCUUUGAGAUGAUAUCUGCUACGGUUGGCAAGGUCACCAACCGUCUGCGGCAGAUUGUGGCUGCCCGCACCCAGCCCGGUCUCUAUGAACCUCAAUUGAGUGUCUUGGACGAGACCCUGAGCCGCGAAAAGGCCGAUAUGCAGGCUCUGUUCAGGGUAAUCGAAGACUCUGUUGUGUCGGUCGCUGGCGGUAGUAACGACGGACUGAUGGAGAGAGGGGAUGGAAGUGGUAACUUGCCAGAGGACGAAAUCAUCCGUCAGUGGGGCCGCCGAUGGCUCAGGGUAUUCCGACGCAAGGCUGGCGUGGAAGAAUCAUUCAUCACCGAGGCCAUGGCUGAUGCCACACCGGUCGGGACGGUGGCCCCUGCGCCCCAGCCGACUGCCUCUGAGACUGGGGGGGUUGUGAAUGAUGCAGCAGAUGGAGACAUGGACAUUGCUGGCGCAGAUGAAGCCGUCAAGAUUUCGUAG